AUGGAGCAGCAUGUAGCCUCCACGCCUUCCGUUGCUUUUCUGCACCAACUGCAUCAGCAUGUGCUCAAUCGGCAAGUACUUGAACAGAUUAAAGAGAUGAAAGAUUCUCUUAAUCUGAAUACUUCAGCACUUGCCCAAACAAGUGGAGGUUUUCAAUUCGCUUCUUCACCCCCUCCCAGCAUGAAGUAUAUUGAGGAGGCACUCGUUGUCGGACAAGUUUUUGCAUCCGCCAGAUUUGAGGAGCUAAUUGAUUCAGAGCAGCACAAAAAUGUGUCUCGUUUCGGCAUACUUGGGAAGGGCGGAGCCGGGAAGGCUCUACUGCUUAGACGAGUCUUCAACAGUAACCAGCUACAGAAUCUCUUUUGCAAUGACUUGAUGCUUUGGCUUACUGUUUCACAAAAUCCAUCAUUCAAUGUUCUUAGAAAUGAGCUUGUCAAACAAAUAACUUUUCAAGUAAAUGAAAGAUUGGACAGCAGGGAAGAAGACUCUGUGAAAACAUGGUUUAAUCAAAUCAUGAGAAAACACAAGUUUGCCCUGUUUUUAGAUUAUGUUUGGGAAACAAGUGCAGCAUCCUUAUUAGAGGAGCUCUGUGUUCCUCACUUCACACACCUCAACUCCAGCAUCAUCAUUGCCACUUCCAGAAGUAAGAGUGUUCUCUCACAGAUGGGUGUUCCAGCUCGAUCAAUCAUUCAUAUGCAAGACUUGACCGAGAAUGAUAGCUGGAGAUUGUUUUCUUUCCAUGCUUUUCCACACAGCGAUGGAAUUUUACCCAUGGGCAUUGACCAAGAAAUAGCGGAGCGUGUUUGCAAGGAGUGCGGAGGGCUUCCAUUAGCCCUGAAAGUAAUUCGACAGGCAAUGGCAGGCAUAACUCAGUCAAAUGAAUGGGAAUUCACACUCCAGAGGUUGCAGAAUGAUUACACCAUUUGUAGAUUAGGAUAA
This is a messenger RNA of Cryptomeria japonica (Japanese cedar), 939 nucleotides long. RefSeq names its product probable disease resistance protein At1g61310. Gene Ontology annotation, biological process: defense response to fungus. The record is from RefSeq and is a predicted model, not a curated record. The transcript has a single exon. The coding region runs from base 1 to 939 and encodes 312 amino acids. Lineage: Eukaryota; Viridiplantae; Streptophyta; Pinopsida; Cupressales; Cupressaceae. Gene Ontology annotation, molecular function: ADP binding.